AUGCAUCGCUCAUCGACAUUGAGGCUUCUAGUUUGUCUCCUCGCCGGCUCAGCUGCAGCUCAGAGAAAGGGCGGCGGCGGUGGAGGGGGCGGAGGUGGAAGCAGCAACGACGACGAUGACUCUUCAACCGGUGGUGGAGGCGGUGACAGCGGCGGUGAUGACAGCGGCAGCGGCAGUGGAAGCGGCACCGAUGACGGCUCGUCCCGCCCCGACAACUCGGCGCCCUGCGGCUACUUUGCCCGCCUGGAAACCUUUGGCCUGCCAGGUCUCUACUACAACGGCACCCUCACGGUGCGCCACCACAUCACCCACAACACGGUCUGGGACGAGGAGUCGGAGCCGAUCGACGUCUGCGACAACGACGACAGGGACGUGAAGACAAGCAGGUACCCGGCGCUCGUGCUCAUCGCCCCGACGGGCAACGAGUCGGACACGAACCCGAUGCACUGGGUCUUGCGCGGUUUCCAACCGGCUCACGAGUACCACGCCCUCCGGGACGCCGUCGACUUUAAGCAGCGCUGGGUGUACAUCCGGUCAAGCGACUUCGUCAUCUCUAACUACACGCGCGAGUACAACACGGUCUUCUCGCCCUACUGGACCAACCGGUACGACGACUCGGACGCGACGGACCUCGAGGAGACGACGCGCGUGUACUGGCCCACGAACAUCACGGCCGAGGAUGACGGCACCUUUUCUGCGCAAGCAGAGUACGCCCAGGCGCCACCCAUCAUCAAUAGCAAGGACUACAUUGGCUCCUUCCCGCGGCCGGGGAAGCAUACAAGCCAGUAUGUCACGGUGAAGAGCGUCUGCAGUAUGAAUCAGAGAUACUAUGAAGAUGAAGAGGACAUCGACACGGUCCGGGGGUCCGACGGAGCGAAGAGGAGGAGACAAGACGAUGACGGCUUUGAUGAGAAUGGCGAGCGCAUCUGGUACUCGUCAAACCCGACGUUUUGGCUAGAUAAGGGCGCAACCAUGGAGAUGGCCGGCAUCGGCGCGGACCAGAUGACCCUCACGCUCAACAACAGUCUCGACAAGGCGAUACCUUGGAUGGGAGAACGGGAGGGCGGAUGUUCCCCCGAUGAGCGCGAGCCCUUUGAACUCUCGAAUUUCAACCCGAUGCAAUCUGCAGCCUACGAAGGUCAGGGAUUGAGACCGUGGAACGUGACCCUGAGGAUCAGUUUAUCAUUCGAGGGCUCAAUUGUUCGAGAGAACAGCACAACAGUCAACGGCGUAGAAGGUGGAAAGCUGCUUUUCAACGCAGGCUACAAGCUUGAUGAGGCAAUUGAGGAGGAAGAGGAGGAGGAUAAUAAGUCCAUAGCGGCACAAGCGAUGUUCAAGGGCUAUGCUGUCUUGAUUGUUGUCAUGGUGGCUGGAUUCGUUGCUUUCUAG
Messenger RNA from Verticillium alfalfae VaMs.102, 1389 nucleotides. RefSeq lists its product as hypothetical. The coding region runs from base 1 to 1389 and encodes 462 amino acids. The transcript has a single exon. The record is from RefSeq and is a predicted model, not a curated record. NCBI's taxonomy places the organism in Eukaryota, Fungi, Ascomycota, Sordariomycetes, Glomerellales, Plectosphaerellaceae.